AUGAUCUUCAAAUUUCUCAUUAUAAUCUAUCCCACUACAGUUCAGGCCAUUGGAAGCACCAUCCAGAUCGAUGGUUUUCGGAAAACUUCUGUGCCGCCAGCAGUGGAGCAGAUCGCCGGGAUCGCCCUUCGGUUUUGCACUGGUUGCACGAACCUCAGCCGUUCGGAGCCACACUUGCUUCUCGACCAUUGGCGACGGCUGGAAGGCCCACUCUGCGUCAGACUUGUGAAGGCUUUCGUGGACAGAACCUACGGCACUCGGGAACAAGUGCACGAUGCGUGGCCUGAGGUCGUGAUCUACACUACAGACACUGAUAAACGGUGCCCGAGGAUGGUCAACCGCAAUGUCAUCUUUGAACCCUCUCACCCCUGCUUAUCUAAUUCCUUCGCUGUGAGCGCCGCAAAAAAGAAUAGAUAA
Molecule: messenger RNA, 417 nt
Organism: Penicillium lagena
Lineage: Eukaryota; Fungi; Ascomycota; Eurotiomycetes; Eurotiales; Aspergillaceae
Exons: 2
Coding region: 1-417 (138 amino acids)
Source: RefSeq, a predicted model, not a curated record